Naegleria lovaniensis is the source of this 3021-nucleotide messenger RNA. RefSeq lists its product as uncharacterized. The record is from RefSeq and is a predicted model, not a curated record. Lineage: Eukaryota; Heterolobosea; Eutetramitea; Acrasida; Naegleriidae. Gene Ontology annotation, molecular function: protein binding. The transcript has 2 exons. Bases 1 to 3021 code for a protein of 1006 amino acids.
AUGUUUGGGUUUUUCAAAGGUUCCAACAACAAACCAAGUACUCCUAAAAAACAAACACCUCCUACUGCUGAAUACGAACCUCCCUUUUCAAAGAAAGACAAUGAUACAUCGGGAGGACAAGGAGCAUCAACAGCGUCUCACCUCACUAACAACAACAGUAACGGCAGUAACGCAAUAGAACAAAAUGAUGAUUCAUUAUUUGGAGGAAUGAGCGUUCACACUCAUUCGUACGGAAAUACAUCAACAUAUUCUACUACUUCAAGCGACUCAAAGAAGUCGUCAACAAGCGUCGGAAGUUCUUCUCAAUCCCAUGAAACCUCUAAAUUUUCCUUUAUUAAUAACGACGAUACAACAGAGGAAUCAAACCAUGUUUCUUCCUCUGCAACAACACCAAUUGCAGACGAAGACGAUUACAGUCAAACUCCAACCCAAAUCAAAAUUAAUACAGCCAACAAACAAAAGCCAUCCCGAAGAAGAAAAGAACCCUCAAACAAUAUUGCAAAAAACAAUCCAUCUAAAAAGGUUGAUGACGAUAUAAAGGAAUUGGAGGAUUCUAGAAAGGAGGCGGAAUAUAAUCACUCAAAGAAGCCAGUUGAAAAGCUUACACCUUCUGUGACUGCCACACCUGUUCCUGCUUCUCGAGAAACCGUCACAAACAACAGUGUAAGCAGUGAUAAUGAUGAUUCAACUAUUUCUACAUUUUUAUCAAAGAAUCCAUCACCAAUUAGCACAACAAAUGGCAAUUCUUCGGUCGCCACUCCAAUCACCAAUACUGGAUCAGAUGAUUUGGAUUUUACCACUGUACAAGUGAAGCCCCGUAGCAGGAAUUUAGAUCGAACAAACUCAACAGAUAUUUAUUCUCCCUCUCUCAAUGGAUCUAGCAGUCCUUCGGUUAGUAAGAGCUCAUCGACACCUCUCGAAGAGCCACCGAUCAAGAGCAACAGAGAUCAGCAAUCAAAUUCUCCUUCUGUAAAAAUUCAAGAAAAUAUUAGAGAGGAUGAUGAAAAAGAUGUGAUUGACGGAGAUUGGUUAAAUAUCAAAUCAACAGUUAAUUCUUCACUAACCAAAUUCAGUAGCAAAAUAUCAUCAAUUUUUGAAGAAGAACGUAAGAAGGUUCAAGAAAAAAGGGAAAAUCAAUUUUCAAUUUUACAGGAAAGAAUACAAUCGUUGGAGCAGGAAUUAGACAAACUUACAGAGAUGGAAGAUUUCGAGGCUGCGGAUAAAAUUGAACAAGAACUAAAAGUUUUGAGAAACAAAGUUGAGGAUAUUCAGGUCAAAGAAAAGAACAAUGAUGGUUAUAUUGGAAAUAUUGGUAAAAUACUUGGAGAUAUGAAGAAGGAAAUUUCCAUAGUGUACUCUCGUGUUGAUUUCUCGUUUUCGACAUCCAAAAAGGACUAUGAUGACUUUGUAAAGAAGAAUAACCCUCUUCGAGAUUUACGUCGUGAACGUCUGGAAUCAGAGACAAAUCGUAUCAAAAGAAUGGGAGAAAGUAUUAAUUUGGAGGAGAAAGAAUUCCAAAAGAGGAAGAGUAGAAUCACAGAACAAAUUGAAUCCUCCACACGAGAUAUGAGAAUUCAACAGGAUGCGCUCACUGAACAAAACAAUGUUAUUUCCAAAGAAAUUGAAGAAUUGGAAAGAAAAUUGAGAGAAAAACGAUCUCAACAAAAAUCAAUUUUAGCACAGCUUGAUGAUGUCACAGACAAAAUUAAGAAGUAUGAGGAGGAGUUUAAUGAUCAACUUAAGCUCAUAGCUAAUGAUGAGCACCAAUUCCAAAAGAGAAAACAAAACUAUUUAGAGGACGUAGAAGCUUUCGAAAAACUUUCUGAGAAUCUCAACAAGGAUUUGGCUUUAAUUGAGUCUAAGGAGACUAAAAAGUAUCAGAGAAUGAUGGAUAAGCGGCAGUAUAAAGACUAUUUACAAACACAACAAGUUAGAAUUGGUCAAAUUAUUGAGAUUAUUGAGGGCAUUGAAACGUUGGAAGAUUUUUCGUCAUCAAAUGACGAUAGAUCUCAACUCAUUAAGGAGUUAGGCGCACUCACCCAACAAAUAUCUACACUUAAAUCUAAUCUUGCUUCAAUAACUCUAGAAUUGGACAACUCAACUCAACAAUUGCAAAGAGCCAACGACAGACUUCCAAAAAUUCAAGCUGAUAAAUUGGAAUAUGCAAAGAAUCGUAAAUUUAAAGAGGCAGCCCAAUGUAAAGAAGAGAGUGAUAAACUCACCAAGUUAAUACAAGAACUUGAAACAAAUAUUCCAAACCUCAAAAAGGAACAGCAGCAAGUAGAAGAAGAAAGAGACUUACUGGUUCAAAAAUUAGAAACAUCUCAUAAGAGGCUUGAACAAUUUGACACUAUUGACUCUAAACGAGUGAUAAGAGCAUGUUUGAAGAGGAUUAACUUUUUACAAAGCAACAAGUCCAAGUUAUUGGAUGUAGAAACUCCAGAUCAACUUCAAUUAAGGUUUGAUGUGAUUGAUGAAUUGCUUUUGUUUUUCAAUUAUCAAGUCGAGCAAUUACGGGCAAUUACUGGACUUUCAGACAGUGAAUUCGAACAGAUUCAACAAUUAGCUUUGAAUCCUGCUCUCGAAGCUGCAGAGGAGGAGAGACUAGCUAUAGCUGUUCAGGACAUUGCCAGUGGUUUGACUGACGAGGAAAAGCUUGCAAAUGCAAGAGAAACUCUUCGCAUGUUGCAAGAAACUGAAAAUAAGUUAAAUGAUGACUUGAAUGCAGCUGCAGAAAAGGAAGAGUUUGACAUGUGUGAAGUGUUAGAUAAACAAAUAGAGGAAACACGAGAAAAGAUCACAGCUAUCAAUCUGGAAAUCAGCGUUCUUGAACAGAAAGUAGCACAAAUCGUGGCUCCAGAAACCACUUUAGAAACAAAUCAAGAACAACAACCCGUAGAAAUGGCAUCUACUGUACAGACAUCACAAGAAAACGAAGAACAAGGUUCCUCCUCUUUUGACUUUUUAAAUAAGGACGAGAGUAUUGUGAUUUUCGAAAAAGUGCGAAAAAAAAUCGAGUAA